AUGCGAUGCAUUCAGGACAUUGGACAGGAUGAAGGUAUCUUUGAUAGUUAUGUCGAUUUGCUCGAGCCAACCUUUGAGAGACAACAAGUCCUAUUGCAGUCCAAGCACUUCCUCUGUCGUUGCCAGAGAUGUCUUGAUCCAACCGAGUGUGGUCGUUACAUCUCAUCAUUCAGAUGUCCCUCAUGUCCAAGUGGAUGGGUAUCACCAAUAAUAAGUUAUAAUGAGAAGGACAAUGUAUUGGGAAGACUUUGGCGUUGUUUGGACUGUAAACAGGAGCAGAACGAUAUGAUCAUCGCGAUAUUGAAGGACAUUGAUGCACUCAAACAAUUCUUGUUAAAGAAGUCUUGGAGCGAGAACACUGCCGAGUACAUGGAGAGUGCCAAACAGUUUGAAAAGACAUUGUCACUGUUGCACAACAAUCAUGUGCUCAGACUUCAGUACCAUCUGGGCAUGACCAACUGCUUGGACACGAUGGAGAACUUUAAGGAGGCGAUCGUUCACUGCAUGGCCGUCAAGAGGAUUGUCAAGGCCAUACUACGCGUACAGAGUGGAGAGAGAGUGGAGUGCUACGAGUUGAUGGCCGACCUCUACGAGAAGUUUUUCUUGCAGCAGCUUGGCUCUAGGAUGCCGGAUGCUGGUGUCGAUGGAGCAGCUUCUCCAGCCCCAGUGGAUAAGGAUGAGAGCGUCUCCAUCUCAACCAACAGGGCAAUCAGGGACAACUUGGAACACUCGAAUAGAUACCUACAAAAGGCAUUGGAUACAUCAAAGGUGUGCUAUGGUGAGGAUGACGAGAAUACUCUGUUGAUUAAGGACCAGAUAAAGAAGUUAACGGUGCCGGCAAAGUCUGCCACAGGUUCCAACUAA
Molecule: messenger RNA, 864 nt
Organism: Acytostelium subglobosum LB1
Lineage: Eukaryota; Evosea; Eumycetozoa; Acytosteliales; Acytosteliaceae
Exons: 2
Coding region: 1-864 (287 amino acids)
Molecular function (GO): protein binding
Source: RefSeq, a predicted model, not a curated record